Acanthopagrus latus (yellowfin seabream) is the source of this 8063-nucleotide messenger RNA. RefSeq names its product peroxisome proliferator-activated receptor gamma, coactivator 1 beta (gene ppargc1b). NCBI's taxonomy places the organism in Eukaryota, Metazoa, Chordata, Actinopteri, Spariformes, Sparidae. The record is from RefSeq and is a predicted model, not a curated record. Gene Ontology annotation, molecular function: transcription factor binding; nucleic acid binding. Bases 69 to 2885 code for a protein of 938 amino acids. Gene Ontology annotation, biological process: positive regulation of transcription by RNA polymerase II. The transcript has 12 exons. Gene Ontology annotation, cellular component: nucleus.
CCCCCACUGCUCCUCCUCCUCCUCCUAUACUCCGCUCUCUGACUCCACGGCUCCUCAUUCACUAGAAGAUGGCGGACUGCGCUCCACUAUUAGAUGAGGAACUCUCGUCCUUUGUCUUCAGUUACCUGACAGAAAACUCCGGCAGCCAGUAUGGGGAGGAGGAGGUGUGUUCGGACCGUUUGGACACUGACUUCCCGGACAUCGACCUCUCCCAGCUGGACACCAGUGACUUUGACAGCGUCAACUGUCUCAGCGAGCUACAGUGGUGCAACGAUCAGCCAGCGGACGCAUCACCGGCCUCCAUCCACUACAGUACAGCAGAUGAGCUCUUUGAGAUAGAAGAGGAGAAUGCGGCUCUGCUCGCCGCUCUCACGGACAGUUUGGAUGGCAUGGUGGAUGCCGAAGUGGGAGGGCUCUCCGUCUUCCCCGCCUUGGGGGAGGAGCCUGACCAGGAAGAGGAAGAAGAAGACAGCCUUCCUCUUGCAACCGAGGACUACAGUCAGUCCCUGGGAGCCGAGACAGAAGACCCAUCUCUUCUGAAGAAGCUGCUGCUGACUCCUCCCAACGUGCCCACGGGCAUCGACGCACACAAAGACAGAGUCCACGGUCAUCGCUAUAGCAACAGAAGCCUGCAUCUACGGCCGGUCAGACCAAUGGCCAAGAGUGACCUCCCUCUGGAGCGGAAGCCCCGAGCAGUGCGUCCAGCGGGCCGCCUGUGCACCGAGCUCCACCGCCACCUCACCACCGCCCAGGACUUAGAGGACACUCCAGCUCCGGACACAGAGGAGGACGAAGAGGAGGAAGAAGACGAGGACAGUGAGUCAGAGGAGGACGAAGAGGAGGAAGGCGAGGAAGAAGAGGAAGAGUCUUCCGGCAGUGAGGUGGAGGGUGCGGCAGUUGUGGCUGCUGCUCCCACUGAGCCAGUCAAGCCUCAGUUCAGCUCGGAGAAAGAACUGCACUCAGUGGUGGAGCUGAUCACGUACAUGCACACCUACUGCCUGCCCACACGCAAGCAGCAGGGCUGGGAGCGCAAGGACCGUGACCUCCAGAGGUCUCGGGCCAGACCUGAAGCCCCCCGCCUGGCUGCCACAAACUCUCAUAGCAGAGUUGUCUUGGUGGCUACUCCUGGGACUAGUGGGGGCUUGACAGGGGCAGGCAACAGUGCCCCAAGGAGGCUUCCCUUUGCAAGGCGAAGGGAGAUGAAGGCCAACUCCCUUCUCCGUGAGCUCCUGCAGCAGAGCAGCUCUUUCGAUGUGAGCAAGCCUUACAGACUGCACAGCCCUCCCUACUCCCACACCCACAGCCCCAACAGAGGAGGAGUAUCUGCUCCUUCUGUCCUGGCUAAAUCAGCCCCAGCCCACUCCCCCAGCUCCACCACCCCUAAACCGGAGCUUCGCAAAGACGCUUCCUCCCCUGAGAGGAGAAACUCCUCGUCCUCUGAGGUGUCUCAAGGCCUGGAGGAGACAGUAGAGGAUGGUGGCUCCUUCUCAGUUCGGCGCUCCCGACGUCUCGCCUCCUUCCCCAGCCGCUUCGCCAAAAGGCUGCGGCCUGGACGGGCAAGGGAAGGAGAAGGGAAGGCCAAGGAGGAGAAGGAGGAACGAGCGGGGGUCAAAUUCCUGCCAACCCAAGCAGGAGGGGGAACCACGACCGAGACUCAGCCAGAGCAUGUAAUGUCGGGUGAUGGGAGCCACGGUGCAACAGAGCUGACCAAACCCUGCUGCCACAACGAAAAGCGAGCCUGCCUCUGUCUGCCUCUCAACCCCAAGUCAACUGGAGAGUCCCAGUACAGCACCAAGCCUUUUGAGCAAACGCUCAGUGUGGAUCUAUGUGGAACAGCAGGUCUCACCCCUCCCACCACCCCACCCCACAAACCAGUGGAGGAUGAGCUCUUCAAACCUGCAGAGGGAGGAAAGGGCAGUGAAGUCACAGGUGGUGGCAGCAGCGGCGAUGGUGGAGGAGGUGGCAGUGAGUCUGUUCACCCUGCUUCGAAUACCAACGUUGCCACAAAGGGUUCAUCCUGGCUGAGCCGUGGCCACCACCAGCGGAAGCUUCCAGAGCAGACGGAGCUGUAUGCCCAACUGCGGCGCAUGGGCCAGGCUGGUGACAGCGACACCCACUGCAGCUUUGGCGACCAUGACUACUGUGCGCUCAGCCUCGGGGAGAGUCGCAAGCGUAGCGCUGCCAUGCUAGGUGCCAUCCUGCAGGCGCAAGGAGGGAGCGAUGGAGUUGCAGCAAAAGCAGCCGACGAUCAGGUAUCGGAUGGGAAGGGCAAGGACGGUGGAGAACGACUGCUGGUGUCAGAAGUCGCAGAGCCACUUGAGAAGCAGACAAUGACAGCGACGAUAUCAUCGCCGCCGUCGGACUGCCAGUCGGCAGCCGCCACACCCCCAGUCUCAGAGGAAGAGGCGGAUCGCUCGUCUGCAUCUCGCUCACCCUCGCCCAUCCUACACCUGUGUCCUGACUCCCCCGCCAGCAAGACAGACUCCAGUGAGAACUCGGAGAACUGUCCCGACGACAAGCAAAGGAACAAAGCCAAGUCUGAUGAGGACAACUGCCAGGUGUUUUACAUCCACAACCUGCCAACCAGCGUGACCCAGAACAUGCUGAGGAAACGCUUCCAGGUUUUCGGCAAAGCAGAGGACUGCAAAGUCAUCAUCUGCAACGAGGAGCGCUGUGGGGUGAUAAAGAUCCGCCAGCCUGGGGUUCAAAGACACUGGAGAGAACGAGAGACUGUUUUCCAGAAUGGACCUGCAGGCCUAAGGAGGCUGACAAGGAAACGCUACAUAGAUCUUGAUGAGGCAGGUCCGGGCCCUGUAAAGAGCAAGUACGAUGCACUGGACUUUGACACACUGCUUAAGGAGGCCCAGAAGUCCCUGCACCGCUGACCGCACAGUGCCCCUGACUGGCCAGCCUUAGUAAACUGCAGCAACAAGCCUCCGACUACACGGCUCUGCCCUCAGACAGGCCUCUCAGUACCUCCACACAAGGCAACCUCGCAAAAUGUUUACAUUUUUACCAUUGGAAUAAAGUAACGAUAAGGACCUUGUUUUUUAAGUUUCUUUCACCGGAGGAUACUGCUUAAAAACGAGGACGCCACUGAGAGUUUAAAGGAGCGAAGGGACAAUGGAGGAAGUAGGACAUUUAACAGCAGUGGUACAACAACUACAAACGAUUAACGAUACAGCUGUCUGCUGAACAACAAUAACAAAGCUGUCUGUGUUGGUGACAUCAUCGCCCCGCCUUGGGAGAGCGGGCAUGAGAGACCUCUGUAGCAAAUCCUUGCUAUUCCUGCGUUGCGUUGGUCGUCGUGGUGUGUGUUUCUGCGUGUGCGUGUUCUUUGUUCUGUUUGUUUUGUAAGAAAAAAAGGAAAAAAAAAACUCCCUCUUUCCGGUUACGGGUGGUGAACCUGCAAGCUAUGUUUGCCAUGAAGUUGUGCGGUUGUAUAACCAGAAAAAAAAACAAAAAAAAAACUGCUUUGUUUUAGCGAAAAAUUGUGGAUGUUAUAAAUUUUAAAAAUCUAUUGUGUGUGCGUUAUGGACAAAGAGUAUAUAUAUAAAAAAAAUACAUUUAACGUAAUCAUUUGAUGACUGAUAAAGUUUACAAAUCUAAAAUGAAGAAGAAAAAAAUCAUGUUUUUUUCUUUUUUGUAAUUGUAGUGCUUCCUUGAUUUGAUCUAUGCACUGUAAGGAGGUAAAUGUCUCUGCUGUCCUCCACUUUCCCCCUUUUGACUCUAAUCUCUAACUCUGCCAUGCUGACUAUUCUGGCUUCUGCUACUGGCUGCUGCAGGCUCUGUUUGAUAGGCGUCAAUGCAUCAAGACACUGACUUGGUCCAAGGAGAAAUUUCACCGGAAAAAAAGGUUCCAAAAUAAAUAAUUUAUUGGAAAAACAUUUAAAUGGUUAAAUUGUUGAAUUUUUUGUAUGUACAUGUUGUGAACUGGCUACAAAAUAAGAUUAAAUAGGAUCCCAGUUGAGAUCUGGUUUUUCAAAAUCCCGAUUGGUCACAAGAAGUUUCAAAUGUCACUUGAUUAAAAAAAAAAAAAAGAAACAUUUCUCUGGUUCAAAGCAUCCUUGAAAUAUAUUCCAAAAUAUAGAGGACCAUUGUUAUUGAACACGCGGUAGAGUUAUUGAAAAAAGAAAAUGCAGUUUUUAAUCUUUCCAUUCAGACAGUGGGUUGUCCGUUCUUACAAACAAAAUGUUUGGGUUACGUGUUUAUCCCAGGUGAAUUCUCUCCACAUGGUGCAGGGUCUUGAUGCACCUCUCAUAGGGUCCCACUGAACAUGUAUCCAAUAAAGGCUGCAGCCUAACGACACCCCCGAAUGCCACAGCCAAUGCAACAGUUACUGUUUACAUUUGGACUGCAGCAAGCAGGAAGAAUGGGGAAAUAAAGUUGGUAGCCAUUGGCACUUUCAGUAAUGAACUCAGUAUGAAUUCAUCACGCCCGCACCUAGUCCAGUCCGAUUUUCUUCUUAUAAAGUCUAUCAGCCAUUAGAGUGCAAAGUCCUGUAGGUGAAAUAUUUGGAUUGCCCGAUAAUCUUUAUUUCAUUGUGUGAUUAGUGCUUGAUGUUGGAUUUCAAAGUACAAAAAAGGCCAAUUUGCUCCCCGUGGUUCCAUGGAAUAUGUUCAUUUCUAGAGGAUGAAUCCGCCGGUUCAAAUGGAAUGUAUUCAAGAAUCUGAAUGUAUCUGAGUCUAUUGUGCUUUCCCCAUUUCUGCUUGCCCAAAGAUUGUGGAGCUUUUUGGUGCUUUUUAAAAAAAAGAAGAAAAAAAAAAAGGUAGACUUGCUUAGUCAUUCGGCUGACUGCAUGUGACUGAUUCAGGCUUGAAGUGCAGUCCGGGUAGUAGUGCCUAAUUUACAUUCCCUGACGCAGCCAGUAGCACCCGCCGUGAAAAAAGGGAGAGAGCCUCCAAGCCUGCCAAUCUCGUGGCACCACACCGCUGCCUGCAACACAGCCAGGGAAGGAGCGAGGGGUGGGCUUGUAAGUAAUGAUAAGUUUCGGACGAGAAUCUGAUUUCUUGUCUGGGAGGUACUGUAUCAGCUGAGCAUCUCUACCUCACAUCCAUCCCUAUAUGUUUUUGUUUUGUUGUCAGAAAUGUUCUCUGUGUGAGGGUUUCCCCAGCUGAGGGGUGGUUAUGGGUAGUUUUGGGGUCUGUGUUUGAUUUUUUUUUUUUAUACUAUGACUCCUUCUACCACUAAGCCCCUCAUGGGAGGAAUAAUCUUGCUCUCUCUCUCUCUCUCUCUCUCUCUCUCUCUCUCUCUCUCUCUCUAACACUUUCCUUCGCUUGCCUCUUAACGGUUUUAAGCGUGUCCGUUUCUUGGAGUCUCGAUCUUGUGUCCUUGUGUAACUGAGUGUUUUGUCUUUGUCUCGUGUUUGAGUCGGACACUGCUGACGCUUGCGGGUCGGUUAGGAGGGGACAGGAGGGGUUGAACGGUGGCUUGGUGGCUGGUUGGUCCUCGAGUGCAUUUGGAGCGGAAGAUUCCCAAUCUUCUCCCCCCGCCCUCAUUUUCUUGUUUCCUUCAAGGACUCACCAUUCCUACCAAUUUACCUGUUCCUCCCCUCCUUUCCCGGGAGAUUCAAUAAAACGCAGCCCGACUCUUUUGCUAACUUUAACUCUAUCGCUUUCUGUCUCUCGGUGGGUUCAAGGCCUUGUCUCCAGGUCUCUCCAAAACCCUGCUUUUUAGCAGAUAAUCCCUCUUUCCUCAACCUCUUCUUUGUCGUUUCUCUAUCUAAUCAACUCCUUGGUAACACACACAAAAAAUUGAAUGUUUACAUCACUCGAUUCUCCUUUGACUUUAUUAGGAACGCACACUAAGUACAAAGGCGCCUUAUUCAGUGUUAAAAAAUAACAGCGAGUGAAGUGGCCUGGAGCGAUGCAUCUUCUCCAGGCUCACUGAUGUCCAAAUCUAACAAAAACAAUUUAGUGCUAUACAUACUGAUUGAGAAACAAGGUGUCAACUUUUAAAAAGGAAAAAAAAAAAAAGUAGAAAUUACAACAAACCUAAUCGCAAACAACUGAAUGAGUAUUUGUGCUUAGUAUGUAUACUACUAAAAAGUGAGAGAAUGUGCUGGUUUACAUAUUAAAAAAGAAAAUAUAUUAUAAUAUAUGAAUAUAAAAUGUGUACAUAGCACUAUGCCUCGUUGUAAACAUAAAAUGUAUUGUGUGUUUUUUUUAAAAGGUGGCGGGUCACAGUUGAUUGCUAAUCAGACAGGAGAUGGUCAGGUCUAUUUCUGUUCCAAUGAUUUAAUGUUUGUUCAGUACAGGGAGGAAAUGAAGGGAAAAAAUUAAGUUGAAAUGACUUCAUGCUAAAGUCCAACACUGUUGUAAAAGAAAGACAAAAAACAUCCAAGUAUCCCUUUAGACUAUCACACUAGAAGGUUCUAUUUCUUUGCUGUUUAUGAAAUGACUAAAUAUUUUUAAAUGUUUUUUUUUUCCUGUUUUCUUAAAAAGCAAUUUGAAAUGCAAUACAUAAUAAUCUUAUCUUUAACACAGCCUUUCCGAAAAACUGAGGUAAUAAUGUACAGUGUGUGGUUGGUUGUGGAACUGCAACAUGGGCAAUCUUUGAGCUGCGGAUUCAAUAGGCUAUACUGUACUGUAUGUAGACUGCUGUUAAACACAAAAAAAAAAAAAUCAUAAAAACAAACUACAGGAAGAAUGUGGUCAGUUGUGUCGUAAACACAUAACACAUAUACGAAACAAAUUGUACUAAUAUACUCUUGCACAAAUAACGUCCCAAGUAGUGAAAUACCCUCACAAUAUUUUCUUCUCAUUGAAAGGAAGCUGUCGUAACUAUGUUAUUACCAUAUUUUGACGGUGCACAGGUUUGUUCAAAUCUGAGUUGCACUGAACACUUACAUAUAUUACAGUAACAGCUAAUAACUAUUCAUAUAUGACUCUGGUAAUGAAAUGCGGGAGGGAGGAAAAGAUUAGAAAAAAAUACAGUUAUUGCUGGUUUGACCCGUUUAAAGUUUCACACUAGUUGAUAUGGAUGAGGUAGGUACUGUAGAAGUCCCAGUUUCACUGCUGCCCCCUUGCUUCAUCCCAAAUAGGAAGCAUUUGGAUUGAAAUAAAUUACAUUCAGAGUAACAGAGUUGGAUAAUGGUCCAACUCGCUGAGUGGCAUAAGAGUUUUUAUGUUUGUUAGAUAAUGCAGUACUAAACCAGGACAGAUAACAGGGUAUCAUCCAUCGUCAUCGAUCAGUGAUCCCUGUAGCAUCUGAACAUUGUGACUUCAUCUAACUGCUCUCUUCGCUGGUGAUGGAAGACAGUUAUCUCGGCAGGGUGUUACAAAGAUAAAAUAACUCAUCGUUGACUUUUGGUUUGUCACAAGACAUGUGUAGUCUUCUAAAUUAAAGUCCUGUGCUUGUGUAGCACAAUGAUCCACCCAAACUGCCACCAUAUGCAGACUGUCGCUCUUUAUACUCACCUGACUUCCCCCUUUGCAACUGUUAUAAUUACUACGGCCACUAGAGGUUACUGCCUAACAAGAAACGUAAAUAUGGGUUGUAAUAUGCUGCUUUCACAUUCAACCUAUAUGACACUUUUUUUCUGAUGAGGAUGGACUGAGAAAAUCUGGCGACUGCAGCGUGUUAUGGGAUUUCUACAGUGGCUUCCACUGUGUCUGUGAGGGUACCUCUAUUACUGUAGAGGUGAAUGACAUCAAAACAACCCCAUUUUUCAUCAUGGCAAGCCUUAAAAAUCAAUUGGGGGUGGGGAAAUGAAGCUACCACUAGCUUUUAUUAUUACUGUCUCAACUCCUUUCCAAUCCAAUGUGGUUUAUUAUUAAAUAAUUACUGACGUAAUUAAAACUUUUUUCAAUAGCCAUAUUAUAAAAAGGUAUAUACAUAUAUAUGAAUAUAUAUUUGUGUGUUUGUGUAGAUAUCUAGAUAAUUAUAUACUUUCUUAUAGAAAACUUUGAUGUUGACCAUUCUCCUCAGUGUUUUGAGAACACGUUGACACAUUUCAACAUAAUAAUGCCGCUGUCCGCUUUGGUCUAGGUCCUAGGUCGAUGGACAACGAAUCCAAAUAAUAAAAAAAAAAAAAGUAAAAAAUAAAAAAAAACUUCCAAAGG